CAACAACUGCAACCAUAGAACCUUCGGAAAAGAACCUUCGGUUAAAAGAAUCUUAGGACCUCGGGAAACUACAGAACCGUAACCUUACGACCACAACCAGAACACAGUCAGGAUGGGCCAUCGCAGAAGAAGGUGCAAGAGACGACUACUCAGGGUGGCCAGAUACCUGUACCGCUGGUUCACUGGGACCCUGGUAGAAGGUAACCCAGCAUCCAACCACAGCAAGCGAACUAUAAAACAGAGGUUCCUCAAGCUGCUGCCCUGCUGUCGCUCCAGAACCGCCCCCCUCACUCAGUUCAAAGCAAACAGUGUAGUGGAGGAUGGGGAGUUAUCUACAGUGUGUUAUAGACCAGAGGGGUUGGACCAGCUACUACAACAGACUAAGUUCACCAGGAGAGAACUACAGAUCCUCUACAGGGGCUUCAAGAAUGAAUGCCCUAGUGGUGUGGUGGAUGAAGAGACAUUCAAGUUAAUCUACUCCCAGUUCUUUCCUCAGGGAGACUCCAGCACCUACGCUCAUUUUCUGUUCGAAGCAUUUGACACCCACAAGAAUGGUUCUGUGAGCUUCGAAGACUUCAUCACAGGCCUGUCAAUCAUCCUGAGAGGCUCUGUCACAGAGAAACUCAACUGGGCUUUUAACCUCUACGACCUUAACAAAGAUGGCUUCAUCACCAAAGAGGAGAUGACUGAUAUAAUGAGCUCUAUCUAUGAUAUGAUGGGGACGUGUACGUACCCCUGUAUGCAGGACGACGCCCCCAAGGAGCACGUCGACAACUUCUUCCAGAAAAUGGACAAGAACAAAGAUGGCGUGGUCACCAUUGAGGAAUUUCUGGAGUCUUGUCAAAAGGAUGAGAACAUCAUGCAGUCCAUGCAUCUGUUUGACAACGUCAUUUAGUGAUACUUCCUGUGGGUGUGGCCUAAAGGACAGGGUUCCCAUAUUUAGCUCCACAGCCUCCACCCCCAGCUCCCCUUAUCCCCAAACACAGACUCAUUAGGGCUGUCAGGGGGGUAAAAGGUACCCCUCCAUGGAUCUCCACUCUCCCAUCCAUCCCCCUAAAAAGAGACACCCCUACCUGGGAAGAUCAGACAACAGUUAGGUGGGCAAUAGGUACACCUCCAUGGGUCUCCACUCUCCC
This is a messenger RNA of Salvelinus fontinalis (brook trout), 1136 nucleotides long. RefSeq names its product Kv channel-interacting protein 2-like. The record is from RefSeq and is a predicted model, not a curated record. The coding region runs from base 113 to 895 and encodes 260 amino acids. Gene Ontology annotation, molecular function: potassium channel regulator activity; calcium ion binding. Gene Ontology annotation, biological process: regulation of potassium ion transmembrane transport. Lineage: Eukaryota; Metazoa; Chordata; Actinopteri; Salmoniformes; Salmonidae. Gene Ontology annotation, cellular component: voltage-gated potassium channel complex. The transcript has 8 exons.